Ylistrum balloti is the source of this 6697-nucleotide messenger RNA. Its product is annotated as transcriptional coactivator YAP1-like. Gene Ontology annotation, biological process: positive regulation of transcription by RNA polymerase II; hippo signaling. The transcript is spliced from 8 exons. Bases 152 to 1597 code for a protein of 481 amino acids. NCBI's taxonomy places the organism in Eukaryota, Metazoa, Mollusca, Bivalvia, Pectinida, Pectinidae. Gene Ontology annotation, cellular component: nucleus; cytoplasm. The record is from RefSeq and is a predicted model, not a curated record. Gene Ontology annotation, molecular function: transcription coactivator activity; protein binding.
CCAGAGUUAAUGGUGUCCUCCAUUACUGAAAAGUUCCCCAGGAAAACUUCAGGAUUUACGUAGUGUUUUCGCUUAUGGUGGGAUUAUACUGCUGCAGUAGGUCAUAUUGACACUUCCUUUCCUUGCUGUGUUGUGCUUGCCCGUCGACAAAAUGUCGCAGGACCAGACGGAGCGGAAAGGAACCCAGGUUGUUCAUGUCCGUGAGGAUAGUGGGAGCGAACUUGAAGCACUAUUCAGUGCCGCCAUGAACCCCAAAUCUGGACAAAGUGGGCAGAUUCCACUCCGUAUGAGAAAACUGCCAGCUUCUUUUUGGAAACCCCCUGACCAGCCCCAACGGCCGGUUCAGCAUAUGAAACAGGGCAGUAAUGACUCGACCGGGGGAUACCCCGGUCACCCGUCGGGGGUCGGACCGUCUCAGGGCAAUCUUCAAAUAGCUCAUAUGAGAGCUCACUCGUCCCCAGCCAGUUUACAACAGACUCUUUCACCAGUCCCCCAGGGCCCUCCCCAACCCUCGCCACACCACGCCCGACAGCAUUCGUGUGACGCUCUCCUUGACAACGAGCCCCUCCCCCCGGGAUGGGAAAUGGCGAAGAUGCCUGAUGGUCAGCGAUAUUAUCUAAAGCAAAAUCAACCUCCAGACAAUUUGAACAAAGCCUCAUCACCUAAUACCAAUCAUCUCACACAAACGACAACCUGGCAAGAUCCCCGCAAAGCCGUCAGCACAACUGCCCUCAAUAGUCAACAAAGCCCACCCUCUUCGCAGCAGUCACCCAAUGUCUCCAUGCAGAACCUGAACCUUGAUGCCCUGCCCCAGGGAUGGGAACAAGCAAGCACGCCCGAAGGAGACAUUUACUACAUAAAUCAUCAUGAACGCACCACAAGUUGGUACGAUCCGAGAAUACCUGAACGGAUGCGUCAACAGGCUAGAAUUAACUCUGUAGGUCCUGGACCAGGUCAGCGACAGAUGGGUCCACAACAGUUGGCUCCGCCCCCUCAACACCCACAACAACAGCAACAGAAUGGGGGCACUCAACGUUCACAGCAGGCAAACCUGCAGUUCUCCAAACUACAGAUGGAGAAAGAACGGCUGCGCAAAAGACAAGAAGAAAUUGCCCGACAGGAGAUGCUUCUGCGGGCACAAAUGCAACAACAGCAACAACUACAGCAGCAGCAGCAACAACAACAGGAUGUAAUACCUGUUUCACAAAGCAUUAACAUAUCUCAAGCCAACGAAAUGACAUCUGUCACUGACCCGUUCCUUGGGCAAACAAAUUCAUCAGACCAUUCACGGCAAGAAAGUACAGACAGUGGAGUUGGUGGAAUGGGGACAGGGACCAACUACAGCAUGCCUAGAACUCCUGAAGAUUUCCUGAGCAACGUAGAUGAAAUGGACACACAAGAAGGAGGACACAGACAAGGAGAUUUCAAUAACAUGGACAUUGGAGGUAACAUUGGAGAAAGUGGCGAGCCAAGCAACAUGGAUAGUGAAGACUUGGUACCUAGUUUACAGGAAGAAAUUAGUAAUGAACUCUUAAAUGAUAUGGAAAAUGUGUUAAAUUCGAACAAGCUUGAAGACAAUCUACUGACCUGGUUGUGAAAAAUAAAGAGGUCAACGUUCAUUACAUUGGAAACCAUCACAGGGUCGGCAGGGGGGCGGAGCCAUAUCCUGCCAAUCAUUGUUGCAGGGGGUUGCAUCACAUUCUGUUGAAUCAUGACUGUAGGAGGUGGAGCCAAGCCCUGUCAGUCAUGAUUACAGUGGAUCAUGGAGCCUUCCUCUGCCUCUCUUCUUGUUUUUUAUCACUAUUCCAUGUUGCCAGUUGAAAUUAUUUCUGGUGAGAUUGUUCACUAGAUGUCACUGAUGGAAUCAUUGUUAACUAAUGUUUUUCUUUUUUUUUUUUUUUUUCGAUAUGAAUUAUUUUUCCAAUAGACUUUUUUUAUAGAAUAUCAGGGAAAAAUAUGAAAACGAUUUAAAAAAAAAUAUAUUUUGUAUUCAAGUGUAUGAUAGAGAAUUUCGUUCGUGUAUGAUUGUACUAUUGAACUAUUGUUAUUAUCUACAUAUUGCUGGAGACCGGUAAUGUGUGGUAGGGCGUCAAAUAUUUCACCAAGGUUUUGAAAUCUUGUAUUUUGCCACCCCUAUUAAAGAAGACUUGUAACUAAAGCAUGAUAUGUCAGUGUUAUUUUCAUAUCAUAUGUGGUACUAGCGGUGCUCUGAAGUGCAGGUUAUAUUUGUUUCGUGUUUUAGAGAUUUUUCGAGCAUUUUGCUUGUGCAUAACAUGGCCAACCUUUUUGGGGAUUAAGAGUUGAUGCAUAUGAUUGUAUUAGUAAUUCUGUGCAACAGCAGUGUCAUCAAGGUUUGCAUACAGAUAUUACAUGGCUAAACUUUGGAAAUAUAAAGAAAGCUCGCUUCAAACAUCACAGUUUUCCAAUGGAGCAUUGUUCGAUAAUUAAAAAAAACAAAUAUUAAUCUUAUGGAGUCAUUCAAUUAAUAUGUAUUUCAUUACUUGUUUAGAGAUGAAACAACGGCACAACUAAUGUAAACCAUGACUAGCAGAAAUGACAUAAAAAUACUUUUCUGCAAUGUAAUCUUGGUGACACUGUUGUUAACGUUCUGCAACAGUUGGUUUAUUUUUUUUUACACCAAGAACUCCUGUUGCGUCAAAAUUCUCAUAAUGCUAUAUAAACUGCUGAUUUUAAACAUAUUUUUCACAUCAGAUAAUACUGAAUAUGAUUGAUUGGAUGCCUUGAAAUAUUUUACAUUUGAUACUAGUAAUGAAAUUGGGAUAUGCAUUUCAGAACUUUUAUGGACAUUUUCAAUUGUUGUAUAUCUUUUAUUAAGAAGGAGUGUUAUAUUUCUUGUCCGUAAAUACUUAGGUAGUUUGAAAUUUGGGGCAGGCCCCCUCAUGACAGAGGAUAAACUUUAGAAAGAAAAUUCUUUACUUCUUUUAAAUACUGUGUUGCUAUGUCUUGAGCAUUUAAUGUAAUAAACAAGGAAUAUAUCUAGAAAAUAUAUUUUUUUUUCAAUCUGGAAAAAUAUUUAUCUACCCUAAAGAGCUAUGCAGUCAGUGCUUUGAUGUUUUGUGUUGACAGUCCUUCACAUUCUGAGGGACAAAGAAGUUUCUUUUUCUAUUGACCAUUGGUCAGUUGCCAGUUACAACAGAGGUUUGUUUGUGGAUUUAUUUUUAUACUGCUUCAGAAAUAACUUCAGUUUUUAGCAGUAUUGUCUGGUAUGAAUGUUGUCAUCAAGUGUCCACUGAUGGAACAUUUUGACUUGAUAGCAAUGUCCUGCUUUUCACGUUUAAUGUCCAAGAUGUCCAGCUUUUUGUGUAAGAUGUCUAUGCAAAAAUGUGUUGGUUAUUUAUUGGAAAAAAUGGGGUUUUUGAGUUUUUUUUCUUUUUCUCUUUGUUAAAUAAUUGUUAAUUUUUAUAUCCAAAUUGCAAUAUUUGUAUACAAUAAUAACAACAAUAAAAAAAGAAUUAGGAUUAAUGUUUGGGUAUGUCAGUGUGUAUAUACAUUACAGUACUCCUAUGUAACCUGUUAGGGCACUUUACCUCUAUAACCUUUUAUCACUUAUGUUGAUGAUGAUGACGAUUAUGAUGAUGAUGAUAACAAUUUUAUUAAUUAUCUUGUAGAAAUUUGAAUUUUAUCUUAAUAUUUUUGACAAUAAGCAUGAUUGAUAUGUAGAGUUAGAAUUUAACAGCAGAUAUAUCACAGUUUUAAAUAUCUUUGAAUAUUAACCUAAAGUUUUAUUGAUUUCGGACAAAGUUUUAUGUACUAACAAGUGUCCACUUAGUAUUGAGGAAAUAUAGUCAUUGUGUAUAGUUCAAGUUAUAGGGAUUUGAUUAUAUCAUUUCCGUUUGGGGAAAAGGUCAGAAAAAUAUUUUUCUUUCAAAAUUGAAAAACUAAAAAAAGUUCUAUGUAACCUCUGAAGAGAAAUAUUGAAGUAUUUACACUAUUUGGUUCACCAAUUCACUAUUACUGGUUGUAGUAUGUGUACAGUGUGCUAAUUCUGCUUCUUAAAGUAUUCUUCGUGAAAUAGGAGUUCAUUCUUAGUGGUCACAACAUAUUGGUUUGAAAAUACAAAAUAAGAUGCAGUCUCUCCUUUUCCAAAGGUUGUUACAGGCAAGAACUGGUGUUAUAUUUUUCAUAUAAAGUUAUUUUUGUUACACGUGAAGGAAAGACAUACAAUUUAAAAGAGAAUCAAGAUUGUCAACUUGGUUGUAGAGUUGUUGUGACCUCUUUGUAUGUACAUGACAAGCAAGGCCCAUUUUGUGAUAGGGUUCCAAGUUUCUCCCCUUCAGAGUGCUACCCAUUUGCUGCAGUAGUGACAACUAAGUACGUGAUUUCGUUGUUGUGAUGGUAUUGUAUAAGUAUAAUAUUUUGAUACGCAGAGAGCACCUGCAUAAUAAGUUUGUUUCUGAAUGCUUAAGGUACACACUACCAUUUUAAAUGCAUUAAAAAAGUGCCAUACCCUGUUAUAGUAAAAACCAGAAGCAGCAAUCCAUUCAAGUUUCAGCCAAGUUAGAUCAAUACUUGACCAAGAUUUGAAGAAAUUUGGAAGCUUCUCCAUGUUAAACCGUCCAACCAGACUGGGUAUAUCUAAAUAUACAUUUUGUGUAUUUCAAGCAUUCAGAAGUAAAUUUUAUUCAGCAUUUUUAUAUUUUUAUCAAUAUUUUUUAAAAAACCAUACCCACAAGGCUUGUCCACGGACAACUAUUGUCGGUACCUUUUGAAAGUUAAAUGCAAACUGUCUGCAUUGACAUUUCAUUACAAGACGGGUUGAAAUAAUAUCAUACGUAUUGUUUCAUAUCCAGUUGUAUUACAAUGAUUCCAAAGUUCACGACUGUUGAAAUGUUUUAAGAAGAUUUUAUUUUGGUACACAGGAGACUUUUGAUACAUGUGCUUUGGAAGUACAUUUUUUAUGAGAAAGGCAGACCUGGCCGUUACGUAAGAGAAGUAUACAUUCCAAAUGUCCAUGUUAUUCUGAUAAAUCCUUCAUCACAGUACAGAUUCCCCAGGGUAAACACCUGGGAAAUGUGAUGCUGGAGAAAGCUAUAAGUGAAAAUAAUAAUGCAUAUGGUAGUUAACUAAUUAUAAAGUGCAUUAUGCCAACAUGUUGAACAUGUUCAGGCAGACUACCACAGACAGAAACAAGUCUGGAAAAAAAGGCUAAAACACAUCCAUGUUGAUUUAACUAGUGUUUUUGACUGCCACGGGAAUGAAGAUAAUUACAUUUCGUUUAUUAAGAUCCUUUCAUCAUAAAAACUGGUUCUUUCCUUUACUUCACUGAACUGACUCCCCUGUAACUGGGGUCUACCUCUGAAUUAAAGGAUGUGAAAGGAUGUCAACACUUCUAACCCUAUCUGGAUUCAUAUAAUCCUGAUAUUUGUACAAAGUCAAAUGUACAUUAAGAAUUAUUGCCAAGAGGGAAAUUUAAUCCUGUCUUGGGGGUUGUAGGGGUUGAUGAAUAUUUUUUGUUUCUUGUGAUUAUUAGAAAGGACAGUUCUUUUUCUGAAUAGCAAAGUAACAUUGAGAGAUAUUAUGGAUUUCUAUUUUGAGCUGAUGUCGUAUUUCCCAUUAUGUUCUGUUACACGAUUUAAUUAAGUGCUAUGAUUUAUGUAGGAGGCAUUCAUAGUUUGAAUGUGUUUGUGCAUAAAAGGUUGAAGAAAAUCAAAAGUUUGAAAACUCUUUUAAUUGCUAUAUCCUCAACAAGAUGGUAAUAACAUCAAUUAUGUUUCAUAAGGAAUUACCGUUAAGUUGGUGCUAAUCGCAAGGUUUUGAUGUUAAUGAUGUGUUUUCAUACCGGUCAGGGCACACCACAGGUGUUUAACCUGGCCAUUCAAACAGACCUUUAUGCACAACCUUAUUCUGUAGAGCACCUAGUAGUCAUUUUAACCCCAUGCAUAUUUUUGUCAAAUAUUUUUGACCCCCUGUUGGAUCCCGCCCUGCCCCCUUUUCAUUUCUCAUUUGUACUCCUCUAUCCUCAUGUAGUAUCCCAUCCCGAUGGUUACCGUCCUCGAUAUUGACAUCAAAUGGAGGCAAAGAAAUUGUAGGAAACUAAGGGAGAUCACUCUUAGUGCAUGUCAGCUGGGCUGGCAAAACUUGCUGGAAAAUUGAUUCAAACCCAAUGAAUUUUAUAAUGUAAUGUUAUACAAAAUGUUGGUUGGACAGUUGAUCCUACUCUAAUACACACUGUCAACAAUACAGCUGUCACAAGCAUAUAUACAUUCCAAAAUUUUGUAUUUCUUAGCAGGAUUUCUUCUUGUUGCCUCUGUAAUUAAUUGAUCUAGUGUAAAUAGGUUCAAAUUAUUUCACUUUAUUUUCCUACAAUUUUUCGUUUGCAUUUCAACUCCAUUUGAAAUCACCUCAUCCCAUAUAGUACGACUUUAUGAUAUUUUCUCCCCAUAGUCAUUUUUUAUCAGUUUUUUUGCCCAUCAGUGAAAAUGACAUUUAAAUACAUAUAUAAAUAUUAUAAAGAUUAUAUAUCUUUUGUCUAUAAAACCAUUGACUUUUCUAUAGAGGUCAAUAUUAAAACUCUGUUAGCACUGAAAUGUAAAUACGAUCUCAACCAAGUUUCACCGUCAUAGAUUUUACAUUAUAUUCAGUGGUGAGACAUUUGUUCAUUAUAUUUGUAUCCCAGUUAUGGGUAAAAAAAGAAAACUAAAGAGAAAAAAAUGUAAAUAAAAAUAAGUAAAAAGAA